Topomyia yanbarensis is the source of this 4761-nucleotide messenger RNA. It is a transcript of the gene Ptpmeg2, whose product is annotated as tyrosine-protein phosphatase non-receptor type 9. The record is from RefSeq and is a predicted model, not a curated record. The transcript is spliced from 7 exons. Gene Ontology annotation, molecular function: protein tyrosine phosphatase activity. NCBI's taxonomy places the organism in Eukaryota, Metazoa, Arthropoda, Insecta, Diptera, Culicidae. The coding region runs from base 902 to 2962 and encodes 686 amino acids. Gene Ontology annotation, biological process: protein dephosphorylation.
CUGUCUGCUGAUGAUGUUGAAAAUAUCAUCAUCCUUUGUAAUCUUUCGCGGUGCAGAUGAUGCUUACUCGCUCUAGCCUACAGGCAGCCAUCAAGCGCAGCAAGGCUGUGUAUGUGCAAUCUUCGCCAGCAGUUCCAGCAAAAGUGUGUUUUGUUAACCACUCGCCUCGCCUGCUGCUUUCGUUUGUUCAACGACGAGUGUGAUGAGAAUAUUCGUUCUAUGUGCUCGAAAGUGAAGCCGUUCGUCGAGAACUUGGCGUAGAAAAGUUUUUAAAAUCAGUUGCUAUAGUGAUAUUUUGUUCGGAAAUUCGGUCAGAACCUGCUGGAUCCGGAAACGGUUCUCUUUAGAUUCAAGUUUUGUUUUCCGUAAAUUGCCUGUUGCAGCCUGUCGAUGCAGUAAUUUGAGACGAGCUCAUUUCCGCUGACUGACUUGUUUCCACAUCAUGCUUGUGAAAGCCAACCCUUGAGAAGGUAGCAGAAAUCCAUUGAAAAAUUGGAUGCGUGGAUUUUUUUUUCUUGAGCAGCCCGGUAGUGUUUUUGUUGUUUUCGUGGCAAACUGUUACGCGGUGCGAAGGAAUUUCGUUGAUUAUAAUACUGUCUUGUUCGACUGUCGUCAGCGAAUCUCGGUAGGCGUGCGCAAUUUGUUGUUAUUUAUUCCGAGUGGCUGCUGCGAAAAAAGAGCUGUUGUUUACUAUUGAUUAGAAAGGUUUUUGCUCUUAUCGCCAGUGUUCUAUCGGGCAUUGUGGUCUGGCACUGGGUCUGGUUUAAAACUUUUAGUGUUAAGUGUUCUAAAGUUAGGAAACAAAUUGUGUCGUUAAAAGUUCACUUGUUAUAUUAUUGCGUUGUAAAUUAUUAAGGUGUAAAGUUGCCGAUAAGACUCGGAUCCAGAAAGCAGACUCAAAAUGUCCCAGGAAACGGCGGUGAAGCAGUUCAUAGACCUGAUAAACAGUUCCAGCAGUGACCCGAACCGGAAAGCGGUCACACCGGCGAUUGCGACCAAGUUCCUCCUAGCACGCAAGUUCGACAUUCCCCGGGCGGUGGCGCUAUUCGAGCAGCACGAGCAGAUCCGGCAACGCGAAGGUCUGUACGGGUUUGACCCGCUAGUUGACCCUCUGCGGACAGAGCUCGAAACGGGGAAGUUUACGAUAUUGCCCGGACGAGAUGCUAGUGGCGCCGCGAUCGCACUGUUCACUGCCAACCUGCACUACCCGAUGACGGUCACACACAAAAGCACCCUACAGGGGGUUGUGUACCAGCUGGACGUCGCCCUGCAGAGUGCCGAGACGCAAAAGGCCGGCCUGGUGUUCAUCUACGACAUGAGCACCUCUAAGUAUUCCAACUUCGACUACGAUCUGUCACAGAAAAUACUCACACUGUUGAAGGGCGGCUAUCCAGCGAGACUGAAGAAAGUGCUAAUCGUGACCGCCCCGCUAUGGUUUAAGGCCCCGUUCAAAAUCCUUCGAUUGUUCGUGCGGGAAAAGCUACGGGAGCGGGUGUUCACCGUAUCGAUACCACAGCUGAGCCUUCAUGUACCCCGGGACUCGCUACCAAUACGGUUAGGCGGAACGUUGGAGAUCGAUCAUUCCUCAUGGUUACUUCAUUGCUACAAAUCGAUGACGAAUCGUGAGGACGAAAUUAUCGCUGGAGUCGGACAACAGCAGCAAUCCAACAGUGCAUCCCAAGCCAACAACGUCGGCAGUACCAUGGGCAGCGGUGGAACUACAACCGUUACCACGGCCAUCCUGGAUCCGCAUCUGACCGGCGGGACAAUAACUGGUGGUACUACCGACCUGUCGGAGUACGUCUCCGGUCAUCACCGGUCACCAAGUAGCAACGUCGAUCACAUCGGUGUGGAGGACAUCGCUGACCUGACGGCGGCCGCGGCCGGAGUUCACCAUCAUCAUGUGCACCACAGUCACCACCAUCACAAUACCAGCAGUGAACUGUGGAGCGAAAAUCCGCCGAGCAGUGCGUCGUCCGGUUUCAGCGACGACGACAGUUUAGCCGGUGCCGAGGGAGAUCCAAAGACAAUAGAGCAGAUUGUACAAAUGGUGCGGGAGCGGGGCAAGCAGGGACUGAUACGGGAGUACGCCGAAAUUAAGGCACGAGCUCCGGAUGGUACCUUCACACAUGCUAAACUAAGAAAUAACCUGGCAAAAAACCGCUACACCGACGUACUGUGCUACGAUCACAGCCGGGUUGUGCUGUCCCAGGAGGAUGACGAUCCAACGUCGGACUACAUCAAUGCAAACUUUGUCGAUGGUUACAAGCAGAAGAACGCGUACAUUUCCACGCAGGGUCCACUGCCGAAGACCUCGUACGACUUUUGGCGGAUGGUCUGGGAGCAGCACUGUCUGGUGAUAGUGAUGACCACGCGGGUAAUGGAGCGUGGCCGGGUCAAGUGCGGCCAGUACUGGGAACCGACCGAGGGCAGCUUCGUGGAGUACGGUUGCUUCCAAGUUCGAACCAUAGCGGUUGAGUCGAAUGAGGACUACACGGUGGCCGAGUUGGAGGUGAAGAAUACUAAGACUGAUGAAGUGCGCUGCGUGUCUCAUUGGCAGUUCACCAGCUGGCCAGAUUAUGGUGUUCCGGCGUCGGCUCAUGCUAUGUUAAACUUUCUUCAACGUGCUCGUGAGAAGCAAGCAGAAAUGGUAAAGUCGCUGGGAGAUCUAUGGGCUGGUCAUCCCCGUGGACCGCCUAUUGUGGUGCACUGUAGCGCCGGCAUCGGUCGGACGGGAACGUUUAUCACACUUGAUAUUUGCAUAUCGCGGCUGGAGGAUGUCGGCAGUGCCGAUAUUAAGGGGACGGUGGAGAAGAUUCGUUCGCAGCGGGCGUACUCGAUCCAGAUGCCAGACCAGUACGUAUUCUGCCAUUUGGCUCUGAUCGAGUAUGCUCUAUCCCGAUCGCUGCUGCAAUCGGCUGACUUGUCUGGGUUUGACGAUCGGGACGACGACUCCGAUUAGGAUGUGUGUACGUGGUGUAUAGGCUAUGUGCGGUUUUUGUUUCAAUUAUGUUCUGUUUUGCGUAGACUUUAAGUAGGGUGAGCAUGUUAGACAGAGCGCGUUUUCCAAAUUAAAGGACAUAUUUUUAAAUCUUUAGAUAAAAGAUAGUGAGAGAUGGAAACUAUUUUAAAGCUUGUAGGAACAAUGAGUAGGAAGUACUUUCAAUAUAUAAUGUGUCCUGCUAUUAUUUCGUUUACCUUGUCAAAUUCAAUAUGUACAUCGAUUAUUUGAACUGCUAUAAUAGAUCAUUAAGUGUAUUGUUUUUCUAUUACCAUUUAGAACAUUUAUUUUUAAUAAAACCUAAAUCGUGAUUCCUUUGGUCGGAUCGAGAUUCACCAUACUUCGAUACAGUUUUCUCUCAAUUUCCCCGCUGAGAGGUUGUAAAUAUUAUUCAGUUAGCAUUCUACGAAUCCUACUAAAAUUUAAUAGCCCAUAAGCCGUUUCGUUGCUCAUUCUCAUCAUCCUGUAAGUAGUACACUUUUGUUCCAAAAAUAAACACCCAAAUCGGCAUAGCCCAUCGUCUCAAGUCAGUCUCAUGUUAUAUGUGAUUUUUCUUUCGCAUGGGAUAAAUAUUAUUCGACUUGCGACGGGGCCUCAAAAAUUGACCAACAUUGCAUCUUAUAGUCAAGUCAUACAACAGUAUAUCACUUUGAAUUUCUUUCUUUAACCGGAAUGCAUGAGAAUAGAAUACAAGAUUUCAUUUACCCAUGAAAAACCAGUCAUCAACUACCAUUCGGAAGAAGCACGACAAACGCAGGAAACUAAUAUUCUCGCUUGAAUAAAAUGUUAUGUUUUAGAAAGUAACCAGAACAAGUCCAGUGAAAUACGUAUGUGAACUAGAGAAAAAUGAAGAGGAAUGGUCAUUUAUUUUGUCUAUUUAUUUUUUUAAACCCUUAAAUAGUAAUAAUAGGGUUGGUUCAUGAACUAGUAACAAGAGUUUGAAAAGGAAAACAAUGCAAAAAACAAUAAUUCAACGGAAAACAACAAUUAAAUCAGUGAAGUAAUCCAACAAAAAUUGAUCAAGAGCAUGCGCCAACUCAUCAGCGAAUAAAUCUUGAUACAAACAUGUAUUUUGCCAUUUCGAAGGAAGUCACAAACUUUUGUGCGGAGGAUAUAUACUUUUACCAUCCUUUUACGAUACAAAUAAAUAAAAGUAAUUAAAGAAGUAAUAUUUAAAGUAAUGAAAGAAACAAAUAAUUUUAGUAAAUCUAUCAAUAAUACAGAUCAAAAACCAAGUAACUGAUAUUAAACAAAGUGUAAGUCUAACAAAAACAAAAUAUGUUGAUUCCGAAACAGAAAUAACCAGAUCACUUUUCAAAUCGAAAACCUUGUGCAUCGGUAGCAACGUUACUUUUCAGUCACAGAAGCCGAUAGGUAAAACAAACUCAAAUAAAUUUUAAACAGAACAACAAUAAGCGCGGGACUUGAUCCGCUACCGUUUCCCAACAAAAUCAAUGUAAGUGUAGACACAAUCUCACAACACGUACACACAGCAUAAAUAAGUGAUUUAUAGUUUAGCUAUUUAUUGGAAUAGAGACCAUCGAUAAAUGCGGUAUAAAACGACAAUUGUGCCACUAGGCAUCUGCGGUCGACGCUGAGCGGGUGAAAACCGGCGUAUGUUGGCCCUGUUAUAAUACUGCUUUACCGCAAGGACCCAUACCAUGUGGGAGUCAAGAGAACUUGUCAAAUUUGUUGUCAGAACAAACUACAAACGGGAAAAAAUGCAACUAAAUAAAAGCAAAAAAUGUGAGAAAGUGAAA